ACAGAACAAACAAUCUCAAGAUUUGGUGCGAGUCUUGCUCAUGCAACAUGGCGGAAAAUAUGUUCCCCCGGCCCUGAGAGGAGAAUCGGGAGCCGAGAACGACGAGACACCUCCGACUUCCCUGACGGAAGUGAAAGCGGGGGGGAUGGACCACUCCGAGAGCAGUAGCGCGAACAAUCACGAGCCCAGCGAGGCCAUUCACCCGACGUCGGGCGCGCAUCAGCGCCACCAGCAGAUGCCGCCCUACCCCCAAAACACGCCGCCGUCGGGUCCCAUGGGGGACUACCGAGGCUCGUCGUACGGCGGAGGGGGCGGCGGCUACGGCAACCAGGGAGGAGGUUAUGGCUAUGGAGGACGUGGGGGGGGAGGGCGGUUUGAUGGGGGUGGCGGC
Molecule: messenger RNA, 391 nt
Organism: Nannochloropsis gaditana CCMP526
Exons: 2
Source: RefSeq, a predicted model, not a curated record